CUGAAUUGAAUGGUCCAGACCUCUUACUGGUUCAACACUUAAUGGUUCAGACCUCUUACUGGUUCAGCACUUACUCAUUCAGAAAUUGCCAAACAGUCCUUAAGUCUAUGAACAACCUACUAGGGAUUUACCCUCAUAUGGUUUGCAAGAUCCAACCGGGAAGUAGAUCACAUAUUCACAUGUAAAACCUGAGAUCGCUAAAAAGAAACGGAUUUUUAGAGAACGCUGACUGGCACUUCUUCCUUCACAUGAAUCACCCUCUCCAAUUCACCGUUUUUUAUAUCACCGAAUGCAUUCUCACAAGUCCACCGAAAACCAUUUGUAGAUCUCUCUUUCUCUCUCUCUCUCUUUUCCUUCUUCUCUCCGACCCUUUUCUUGAAAAUGCAAAGCCCUUCUUAGAGCUGCUGUUCUUCAGUUAUUGUGUUGGUUUCUCGGGGAAUUAGUUGGAAAAGUUGGGAACUUUGCAUUAAUUGGAUGGAAUCUGGGAGUGUUGUAGAAACCCUAGGUGGUGAUGGCUGUGUGGAGCUCACAUUGGGGGUGGAGGAGGAGAGUCAUUCAAUAGGUGAUGACAAGUUGGGAGAUGAACCGAAAGAGGUUUCGGAUGAACGGAUUUCCCUGGUUGUGGAUGUUUUCGGCCCGGGGAACGGAAUCUGUCAGAAGGGAGAUGGCAGCAGUGGCCCAGAACACAAGUUCAAUGUGGGUGAUUUGGUAUGGGUGAGAACCAAGUCGUCGCUAUGGUGGCCCGGAAUCGUGUCCGACCCGUCGGAUGAAACGGGUCCCGUUCUCGUCAAACAUUUCGGGAACAUCAUAUCAUCCCGUUGCCCCUCCUCUCAGUUGAAGCCCUUCGUCGACAGUUUCGACCAAAUGCUGCUACAGUCCAGCUCUAGAAGCUUCCGAGGAGCAGUAGAAAAGGCUGUGAUCGAGGUAGGUCACCGCAUACACCAGCAGAUGUCGUGUUCUUGUUUUUCUCCCCCAAAAGAGAACAAAAAACCGACCCAUAGGGGCAAAAUCGACUUUUUCUCCGCAUCCGAAUUCGACCCCACAAAGUUUCUUGAAGCCAUAAGGUUAAAAGCCGUGGACGUUUCUUUCCCCGGUGGCAUUGAGUUUGCUGUCAUGAAAAAUUGCCUAUCUGCCUUUUACUCAUCUCUCGGGCAUAAGCAACUGUCGGUGCAUAAACUCAGGCCGAGAAACGAGGGCAGUUUUGGCAAUGAUGCAAAGGGCAGUUUGGGCAACGAUGCAAAGAAGGAAGAAGAACUGGGGGACAUUGGGGAGAGCUCCGAAGAGAGAGACGAAAAAUCUGCGGAUUUGAGAGAAAGGAAGAAAAGCAAAUACCUUUCCUACCCCUAUGUCAACAGUUGGAACAAGAAGGUCAGUUCCACUUCUCAAGAAGGGGAAACCGGACCGAAAGAUCCGGAAACGGAGUCAAAGAAACCGGUUUCCGAGCAGUCUUCCGGAAACCUCACAGCCAGAAGAACCCCUAGGAGGAAAUCUAGAAGCUUCAAGAGCUUAUAUGGGACACUGGAGAGCGUUGGUCACUCGCCUUUGACCGAAAUGGUCAAAACUCUCAACUCGACGGCGCGUGACUGUCUUUAUCCUAUGGGAAGUAAAGAUUCGGUUUCGGCAUUGGGUUUCUUUUAUAACUUCAGAAAGUUCUCUUUUUUGAACAAGCAAGUGAAGGAGAAGAGCUCAGAAGGGAACAUGUCAACAACCAAAGGGGGGAAAGUUCAAAAGAAGAUGAAGAAGAAGAAGAUGGAAGGGAGUAAAACAUCCCCUGAGAUUGGAGUGAUCCAUGGGUUGCCGGAUAUGAACGGUGGCGGCAUGAGACUCUCGGUUGAGAAUAUGGAGGUGACCGGACCGGAUACGUCGAGGGGUAAACUCAAACCGAUGAGGGCUAAAAACAAGGGCGUGGUUCUUGAAAUGGGCCCACGCCCUGCCCCGAACGGUGGGCCUUGGAACGAAGGCCCAUCGCUUUCUUGGAGAGCCGGGCCCAGGAAGAGAAAGAGAAUGGAGGAAGCGCUUUCGACGGCGGUGGGGCCCGCGGGUGUACCGGAUUUGAAUGGAAAGGGUUUGGCGGAUUCAAGUGGUGGCCAUGCAUCUGUGGGCCAACCCCAACAAGAGAAGAAGAGGAGGAGGAGGAGGAGCAAGUCUGACACUGGUGGGGCCACACUGCUCUUGAACUUUGCUCCGGGGCAUGCUCUGCCUUCUAAAGAAUCUCUGGUCGCGACGUUCAUGAAGUUCGGUCAGGUUUCGGAGCCCGAAACGCAGUUCACGGGCGAAUCUAGCGCCCGCGUCAUCUUUACGCGGAUGUCCGAUGCAGAAGGAGCAUGUAAGAGCUUAGAAACUUCGGGCAGCCCGUUCGGGCCCGCCCUUGCCAGCGUCAGUACGGUUCCUCCUCCCGGAAAGAGUGCCAAGCCCCAGAAAGCCGCGGGGGCCACACUUCUCUUGAAUUUCGCUCCUGGCCAUCCUCUGCCGUCGAAAGAAUCUCUGAACGAGACGUUCAUGAAGUGGGGCCCACUCGUGGAGUCCGAAACCCAGUUCGUGACCGAUUCCAGCGCCCGGAUCGUCUUCGCUGGGAGCGGUUGUGCAGAAGUAGCAUGCCUGGGUCUACAGAAGAGCAACCCGUUGGGACCCGCACUUGCUAGUUACAGUCUGGUCCCGAAACCCCCUCGGCGCAAGAGGACCCCGAAGUCACCUAACGUGGGCCCACCCGCCGGGGGGAGCACGCUUCUAUUGAGUUUCUUCCCCGGACAUCCCCUCCCAACUAAACAAUCUCUCAUUUCAGCAUUUGCGAAAUUCGGUCCGGUCUCAGAGCCCGCGACCCAGUUCACAAGUGAAUCCACUGCCCGGGUCAUCUUUAUCCGAGCCAGUGAUGCCGAAGCAGCUUGUAAGAGUUUGGAGACAAACAAUCCGUUUGGGCCCGCACUCGCCACCUUCCGGGUGCAUUGUCCUGCACUGGUCAUUAACAAUGCAGUGGUCAAUAAGGCAACAACGGUUGGGACCCAAAAAACCACCGUUUGGCACGCAAACAGCCCGAUCCACCCGGUACCACUGCCCCGAAACGGCGAGGGCCCGAACAAUGGAGUGGCCAAUAAGGCAACAGCGUUGAGCAAUAACAACACCGGGGCCCACAAAAACACUGUUUUGCCCGCGGGCAGCCCGAACCUCCCGGGACCACCGCCCCGAAACGGAGAGGGGCCCGUUGACAUUGUGUACAUGAAAAAGAAUCUGGAAAUGAUGAGAUCAGUGCUGGAGAAAGAAGGGGACAACAUCGACCCGGGAAUGAAAGCCAAGCUAGAAUCCAAUAUUGAGUCCUUCCUCAAGAAACUAAACGCCAUGGCUGGUUCGUCUUCUUCGUCCUCAUAGAAGUAUAUAUAUAAUAUUAUAUAUGCCCUUUGCUGCAUUUGCUUUGGGAUCGUGCUUGGGUACCCCAAGUGGAUCCCACUUUCUCACAGACAUUUCACAUGUAGCCUUUAUGGAGUGUCUGUCAGAAAGGUGGGGUCGGGUCAGACUUGGGGUACCCCAAGUGGAUCCCACUUUCUCACAGACAUUUCACAUGUAGCCUUUAUGGAGUGUCUGUCAGAAAGGUGGGGUCGGGUCAGACUUGGGGUACCUCAAGCGCAACUCUUUGCUUUGUGGCUCAAAAGAAUCGCGAUGGGGCGGGAAAAGAACUUUGAAAAUGUCGAUAAAAAAGUCGUGUCUCUUUAGUUUUUGUUCUUGAUGUCAUUAUUGUCUGUUGGGGAACAUUGGGGUUUUUUUUCUUCUUCUUUGAAUUGGUUAUAAACAUCCCCUUAGGUUUAUCAAGAAAGUGUUGUGCAAUAAACAUAUUGGUAUAGGGGUUUUAGUGUUUUGCCUUUUCCAAGACACAUUGUAGGUGUGAUGGGUAUUGUGCAAAUGUUAUGUUGUAACAACAGAUGUCAAAUGUAGUAGUAGAAAAAACAUUGAUAAUUUGU
This is a messenger RNA of Cuscuta campestris, 3950 nucleotides long. NCBI's taxonomy places the organism in Eukaryota, Viridiplantae, Streptophyta, Magnoliopsida, Solanales, Convolvulaceae. The record is from the annotation of a GenBank genome assembly.